CUUGAAAUAAAACACGCCUACUUUCUGAACUCUUUUUUGUUGGAGAUAGAAUAAGACUACAGUAUACGGGACUGAAACAUAAUUUUUAUCAAAGAGCACACAAAAUGGCGAAACAGUUUGAAGCGGGGAAAAGUUGUACAUUUGAAAAGAUGUGUUUAGACAACAAUAGAUGAUUAAGUAACAUGGACACAACUUCUCAGUCAUUGAGGUCAGAUUCCAACACACCUACUGAGACAUGGUCUUGACAAAUGGAGAUAUAUGCUGCAUGUAAGAGGUCAGAUGUAAACGAAUACAAGCCAGACGUGAUCUUGUCAAAUAGGGAUAUACACUGCAUGUAAGAGGUUAGAUGUUAACAACUACAAGCCGGACAUGUUCUUGAUAAAUGUUUUUGAACUUUAUUUUGGAGAUCAGAUGUCCAUGACAACUACUGAGUGUUGUGACACAAGAGGUUCAUAAAUACAAUACAGGGGAGACUGUUACAAUGACACUGAUGAGGAGAGAGAAAGGAAUGACUUAUGCCUUGCCCAAAGCUGUGUGGGAGAAGAAGGAAGGAAAAAUACAUAGUUACACAGAUGAUGUAAACAAAACAAACUUCCUCAAGUUGUUAUCCAUGUCAGAGGAAGAUAUUCAGAAGUUUGUUGUAGAACCAGAAAGAUUGACAUUACAGAAUAAACUUAAAGAUGCAGAGACAUCAGAAGUUGCUUUUAUAGAUUGUGCACUCCAUUUACUGAAUACAAGACAGCAGACAACAGAUGGUCCAGGUAACACCAGCAGCAGUAGAUCAGAAUCAGAAUUCUCAACUGAAGAAAUACCAGAGUCUGCUGUGUCUGUACCAAAAAUGCUGCCAUCUACUAAGGUAUCAAAUGGAAUUAUGAAUUAUUUACCAGGAACAUUCAAUACACAGGACCCCAGACAGUCACCACCUGUUGAUGUUCUUCCUGAUUCCUUACCAGUUGAGGAAGCAGCUGAAUAUCUAGAGAUGCCAGUCGUUACUGAAGACUAGCAGAGUAAAAAGAGACAGUUCAAUGACAAUGCUUUCUACUUUUAUCAAGCUUCCGAUGGACAACAUAUCUACCUACAUGCCCUGAAUGCCAGGUGUCUAGUGAAGGAGUAUGGUUCCCUGUCUAACUGCCCAGAGACUAUCACUGCUAAUAAAGUACAGAUGGAAAACAUAUUUAUGUCUGAGAAUAGCUGAAAAUCAUCUAAUUUGUACACACUAGAAGACGCUUGGGUGUUUUUUUGCACAUGUGAAAUAUGGUGAAUUAUGUGCUGCUACAGAAGCUGAAGUUAACAUUUUGAAGAGGAAAGAUCCAGACUUUUGAUGACUACACUUCUGAUAAUUUCAUAUGUGUAUAGUUUCUAUGUCAUUUUAUUUUAAGGAAAAAUUGAUCAAAGUCAAUUGGAGGGGUUGAAAUGAUUGUGCCUUAUCAAUGUAGAAUGUUUACAAUGUAAUUGGAAAUACAUAAAGUAGAGUUAUUUUUUUUGUAUUUAGGAAUAAUCAUGUUAAGUAUUAUUUUUAUGAUGAUUUUAUUUAAAGCUAUGUAUAGCAGAAAUUAAAUUUAAAAAAUGAAAGAACAUGUAAACAACAGUUAUUAUGAAAAAACUAUUUACCAAAAAUAAUGUAGACUUUGUGAGUGCUAGAUUAAUACAGAAAACCAUACAAUAAGUAUAGAUACAGUGUAGAUAGAUAUUUCAUUUUUAAAGUGCAACUUGGUACAUAUACAUGAAAUGUAAUAUAUUACAAUUUUCUUGUCGUGAAAAACUUAUGAUAGUCAUUAAAUAAUGUUUAUAAUUUUUUCAAAUCAACUAGGAUUGUCCUAAAACAUUACAGUUAUCACAAUUAUAUAUUAAUCUUACUAAAAUGUUAGGUUAUUUUGUAUUUCCAUUCAUAAAAUGUGAAAUUUAAAGUUUUCCCUCAAAAAGUGAAAAAGUUGGAAUUUUCAUGUCGUAAUAAACUUUUGAUAGUCAACUUUAAUGAUGUUUAUAACUUUUUCAAAUCAACUAGGAUUGUCGUAAAACUCUACAGUUAUCACAAUUAUAUAUAAAUCUUACUAAAAUGUCAGGUUAUUUUGUAUUUCCAUUUAUAAAUGUGAAAUUUAAAGUUUCACCCGACAAGUAAAAAUAGUUAGUAUUUUCAUGUUGUGAAAAACUUUUGAUAGUCAACUUUAAUAAUGUUUAUGACUUUUUCAAAUCAACUAAGAUUGUCAUAAAACUCUAAAGUUAUCACAAUUAUAUAUUAAUCUUACUAAAAUGUCAGGUAAUUUUGUAUUUCCAUUCAUAAAUGUGAAAUUCAAAGUUUCAUGCGACAAGUAAAAAUAGUUAGUAUUUUCAGGUUGUGAAAAACUUUUGAUUGUCAACUUUAAUAAUGUUUAUAACUUUUUCAAAUCAACUAGGAUUGUCCAAAAGCUCUACAGUUAUCACAACUAUAUAUUUAUCUUACUAAAAUGUCAGGUAAUUUUGUAUUUCCAUUUAUAAAUGGGAAAUUUAAAGUUUUCCCUCAAAAAGUGAAAAAGUUGGAAUUUUCAUGUCGUAAUAAACUUUUGAUAAUCAACUUUAAUGAUGUUUAUAACUUUUUCAAAUCAACUAGGAUUGUCCUUAAACUUUACAGUUAUCACAAUCGUUUAUUAAUUUUACUAAAAUGUCAGGUAAUUUUGUAUUUCCAUUCAUAAAUGUGAAAUUCAAAGUUUCAUGCGACAAGUAAAAAUAGUUAGUAUUUUCAUGUUGUGAAAAACUUUUGAUAGUCAACUUUAAUAAUGUUUAUGACUUUUUCAAAUCAACUAGGAUUGUCAUAAAACUCUACAGUUAUCACAUUUAUAUAUUAAUCUUACUAAAAUGUCAGGUUAUUUUGUAUUUCCAUUUAUAAAUGUUAAAUUUAAAGUUUUCCCUCAAAAAGUAAAAAAGUUGGAAUUUUCAUGUUGUGAAAAACUUUUGAUAGUCAACUUUAAUGAUGUUUAUAACUUUUUCAAAUCAACAAGAAUUGUCCUAAAACUCUACAGUUAUCACAAUUAUAUAUUAAUCUUACUAAAAUGUCAGGUAAUUUUGUAUUUCCAUUCAUAAAUGUGAAAUUCAAAGUUUCAUGCGACAAGUAAAAAUAGUUAGUAUUUUCAUGUUGUGAAAAACUUUUGAUAGUCAACUUUAAUAAUGUUUAUGACUUUUUCAAAUCAACUAGGAUUGUCAUAAAACUCUACAGUUAUCACAAUUAUAUAUUAAUCUUACUAAAAUGUCAGGUUAUUUUGUAUUUCCAUUUAUAAAUGUUAAAUUUAAAGUUUUCCCUCAAAAAGUAAAAAAGUUGGAAUUUUCAUGUUGUGAAAAACUUUUGAUAGUCAACUUUAAUGAUGUUUAUAACUUUUUCAAAUCAACAAGAAUUGUCCUAAAACUCUACAGUUAUCACAAUUAUAUAUUAAUCUUACUAAAAUGUCAGGUAAUUUUGUAUUUCCAUUCAUAAAUGUGAAAUUCAAAGUUUCAUGCGACAAGUAAAAAUAGUUAGUAUUUUCAGGUUGUGAAAAACUUUUGAUAGUCAACUUUAAUAAUGUUUAUAACUUUUUCAAAUCAACUAGGAUUGUCCUUAAACUUUACAGUUAUCACAAUCGUUUAUUAAUUUUACUAAAAUGUCAGGUAAUUUUGUAUUUCCAUUCAUAAAUGUGAAAUUCAAAGUUUCAUGCGACAAGUAAAAAUAGUUAGUAUUUUCAUGUUGUGAAAAACUUUUGAUAGUCAACUUUAAUAAUGUUUAUGACUUUUUCAAAUCAACUAGGAUUGUCCUAAAACUCUACAGUUAUCACAAUUAUAUAUUAAUCUUACUAAAAUGUCAGGUAAUUUUGUAUUUCCAUUCAUAAAUGUGAAAUUCAAAGUUUCAUGCGACAAGUAAAAAUAGUUAGUAUUUUCAGGUUGUGAAAAACUUUUGAUUGUCAACUUUAAUAAUGUUUAUAACUUUUUCAAAUCAACUAGGAUUGUCCAAAAGCUCUACAGUUAUCACAAUUAUAUAUUAAUCUUACUAAAAUGUCAGGUAAUUUUGUAUUUCCAUUUAUAAAUGGGAAAUUUAAAGUUUUCCCUCAAAAAGUGAAAAAGUUGGAAUUUUCAUGUCGUAAUAAACUUUUGAUAGUCACCUUUAAUAAGGUUUAUGACUUUUUCAAAUCAACUAGGAUUGUCCUAAAACUUUACAGUUAUCACAAUCGUAUAUUCAUCUUACUAAAAUUUCAGGUUAUUUUGUAUUUCCAUUUAUAAAUGUGAAAUUUAAAGUUUCACUCAAAAAGUAAAGAUAGUUAGAAUUUUUUUUUAUUUUUUUUCAAAUUACACAUUUAUAUUUGUAUGUACCAAUUUUUGUUGAUUGAGGAAAACUUGCAUUUUCAUGGGUAUUUGAUUUCAUGGUUUUGUCAAAGGUUUGCAUUCAUUCUUAUAGAAAAUUUAUAACUAAUUAUUAAUGAGAAUUUGUGGUUUCCAGUUUUCUACGAAAACCAAGAAACUUGGUAUCCGAUGAAUAAUAAUGAAUCCACAGUUAUUGAAAAUGUCACCAAAUGAAAUGUAUUCACUGUUUGAUAUAUUUUUUAUGCAUUGAUAUUAACACAAUUAAAAUUUAUGUUCUCUGAUUGAAAA
Messenger RNA from Mytilus trossulus (common blue mussel), 4590 nucleotides. RefSeq names its product E3 ubiquitin-protein ligase RNF10-like. NCBI's taxonomy places the organism in Eukaryota, Metazoa, Mollusca, Bivalvia, Mytilida, Mytilidae. Gene Ontology annotation, molecular function: transcription cis-regulatory region binding. The record is from RefSeq and is a predicted model, not a curated record. The transcript has 9 exons. The coding region runs from base 482 to 1003 and encodes 173 amino acids. Gene Ontology annotation, biological process: positive regulation of transcription by RNA polymerase II.